Pipra filicauda (Wire-tailed manakin) is the source of this 1598-nucleotide messenger RNA. It is a transcript of the gene POLR3C, whose product is annotated as RNA polymerase III subunit C. Gene Ontology annotation, cellular component: RNA polymerase III complex. The coding region runs from base 62 to 1588 and encodes 508 amino acids. Gene Ontology annotation, biological process: DNA-templated transcription. Gene Ontology annotation, molecular function: single-stranded DNA binding. The record is from RefSeq and is a predicted model, not a curated record. NCBI's taxonomy places the organism in Eukaryota, Metazoa, Chordata, Aves, Passeriformes, Pipridae. The transcript is spliced from 14 exons.
UGCGGCCUAGGCCAGCUGUUCUUUCCCCACCACGUUCCUGGAAUUCCUGGGAGCCGCCGGGAUGACGCAGGCGGAGCUGCGGCUCUGCUCCCUGCUGCUCCAGGAGCACUUCGGGGAGAUCGUGGAGAAAGUCGGGAAUUCCCUGCUCCGGACGGGCCCGCGGCCGCUGCGGCUCCUGGUGGGCGACACGGGGCUGCUCCCGGAUCAGGUGAAGAAGGCCCUUUGUGUCCUGCUCCAGCACGACCUGGUGCGGUACGAGGUGCAGCCCCGCGGCUCCGUGGAAUACGAGGCGCGGAGCGAGCGGAUCCUGCGGAUCCUGCGCUACCCCCGCUACAUCUACACGGCCAAGACGCUCUACGGGGACCCCGGGGAGCUGCUGGUGGAGGAGCUGCUGCUCCACGGCCACCUCUCCAUGAGCUGCGCCGUGGCCAGGGUGGCCGAUCGCCUCACCGAGACCAUGGAAGAUGGGAAGACCAUGGAUUACGCCGAGGUGUCCGGCACGUUCGUGCGCCUGGCAGACACCCACUUCAUCCGGAGGUGCCCGAUGGUCCCGGAAAACCCCUGGAACGCCGCGGAGCCGCCGCCCCCCGCGCCCGCCCUGGCCAUCGCCGAGAGGGACAUGUACGUCGUGCCGCGGCUCAGCCUCGCCGGGAAAGGGAAGCGGAGACGCUCGUGCGACGAGGAAGAGGACGGGCAGCGCAAGGCCAAGAGGCAGAAGCAGGAGGGAGGAAGCUCGGAGCCCCCUCCGGACGACGGCAUUUACUGGCAGGUGAACCUGGAGCGUUUCCACCAGCACUUCCGUGACCAGGCUCUGGUCAGCGCCGUGAGCAGUCGCAUGGACCAGACCAGCAGCGAGGUGGUGCGGACGAUGCUGCGCAUGAGCGAGGUGACCACGGCCUCGGGCGCGUCCCACACCCAGCCCCUCUCCUCCAACGAGAUAUUCCGGGCUCUUCCUGCCGGGUACAACAUCGGGAAGCAGGUCCUGGACCAGUACCUGGCACUCCUGGCUGAUGAUCCGCUGGAGUUCGUGGGGAAGUCUGGGGACAGCGGUGGGGGCACCUACACCGUCAACCUGCACAAGGCCCUGGCGUCUCUGGCCACGGCCACGCUGGAGUCCAUCGUGGAGGAGAGGUUCGGCUCCCGCUGCGCCCGGAUCUUCCGCCUGCUCCUGCGCAAGAAGCACCUGGAGCAGAAGCAGGUGGAGGAUUUUGCCAUGAUCCCGGCCAAGGAGGCCAAGGACAUGCUCUACAGGAUGCUCUCGGAGAACCUGGUGUCCCUGCAGGAGAUUCCCAAGACUCCGGACCACGCUCCCUCCCGCACCUUCUACCUGUACACGGUGAACGUGGCGGCCGCCGCCCGGAUGCUGCUGCACCGCUGCUACAAGAGCGCCGCCAACCUGAUGGAGCGCCGGCAGCACGAGACGCGGGAGAACAAGAGGCUCCUGGAGAAGUCCCAGCGGGUGGAAGCCAUCCUGGCCUCCAUGCAGGCCACGGGCGCCGAGGAGGAGCAGCUGCGGGAGGUGGAGGAGAUGCUGACGGGGCCCGAGAGGCAGCAGCUGGAGAACCUCAAACGCAACGUCAACAAGUGAGGGGACAGGA